GGGGGCCGGCUGGUAGAGCCGCGGGCCCCCCAACUCACUUCCUCUAGGCCCGGCCGCUCCCCUGGCUCUUUACUUUAAAAAAAAGAAAAAACCAGAAAGAGAAAAAGGCGACUUACGCUUCUAAAUAUAACCCGAGGAGCCGCCCCCCUGAAUCUUGAAACCCUGUCACCCCGCCCCGCCGGGCCGGGUCAGGGGCCACCAUCUAGCCCCGAUCCUGCCUGGUGUCGCCGCUGCCGGCCACGUGGGCCCUUCCCUGGCCGAGGGGGCGAGGGGGGCCCUUCUGGAGAGUGGCGGAUGGCGCUUGUGCCCCCCAGGUGGGGCUGUGGGGGGCACCGAUUGAUCAGGGAUCGUGAAAGCAUCUGCGUGUGCCUUCUGGAAGCUCCCCGCUGGGGACGUCGGCGUGGAAAUUGGUCAGUGAAGGUCUGGACGCCCCGCCUGGGCCCUCGCCGCGGAGGAUGGAAACACCCUCCUGGAGAUGUCUCUGGGCCGCCUCCUCCGCCGGGCCUCCUCCAAAGCCUCGGACCUCCUGACCCUCGCCCCGGGUGGCGGCGGGCCCCCCUCCGUCCUGGACGGGGAGAUCAUCUACUCCAAGAACAAUGUGUGCGUGCACCCGCCGGAGGGGCUGCAGGGGCUGGGGGAGCACCACCCAGGCUACCUGUGCGUGUACAUGGAGAAGGAUGAGCUGCUGGGGGCCACCCUCAUCCUCGCCUGGGUCCCCAACUCACGCAUCCAGAGGCAGGACGAGGAGGCGCUGCGGUACAUCACCCCCGAGAGCUCCCCGGUGCGCAAGGUGCCCCGACCGCGGGGCCGGCGUGCGCAGAGCUCGGGGGACCCACGCCAGCCCUCCCCCACGGAGCUGAGGCCCGCCCCGGGCCCCGGGGACGAGGACAUCCUGGCGGUGGCCCAGAGCGCCGGGGACGCCGGGCGCGCGAGCCCCUCCCUGCACGCCGGGGAGAAGCCGGCCCAGGGCCUGGGUGCGGACUGCGGCCUCCCGGCCUCUCAGCCGGCACACGGCGACCCGGGCGUCCCGUCCGCGGUCAGCCCCCAGGACGGGCCGGAGGAGGGGCGGGAGCCAAGGCCCGAGGCGGGCGAGGAGCACGGCUCCCUGGGGCUGUCGGCCGAGGGCGCCAGCAGGGACAGCUCCUUCGACUCGGACUCGGACGCCUUCUCGUCGCCCCUGUGCCUCUCGCCCAUCAGCGCGGCGCUGGCGGAGAGCAGCGGCUCCGUGUUCCUGGAGGGCGAGAGCGGAGACACGUGUGGCCACCACAUCAGCUGCCCCGGCAGCUCACCCGCCGGCGCGGACGCCAACCUGCCCUUCCCCGAUGGCCCUGGCCUCCUGCAGGGCCGGCGCUGGGACGAGCAGCAGCGCGCGUGGGCCCUGGAGCAGAUCUGCGGCGUGUUCCGUGUGGACCUGGGGCAGAUGCGCUCCCUCCGCCUGUUCUUCAGCGACGAGGCCUGCACCAGCGGCCAGCUGGUGGUCGCCAGCAGGGAGAGCCAGUACAAGGUGCUGCACUUCCACCACGGCGGCCUGGACAAGCUCUCGGACGUGUUCCAGCAGUGGAAGUACUGCGCGGAGACGCACCGCAAAGACCAGCAGGUCUCGGACGAGAGGACGCGCAUGCAGUUCUCCAUCCGCCGCCCCAAGCUCCCGUCCUCGGAGACGCACCCCGAGGAGAGCAUGUACCGCAGGCUGGACGUGUCGGCCUGGCUGCGCCACCUCAACGGGCAGGGCCAGGUGGAGGAGGAGUACAAGCUGCGCAAGGCCAUUUUCUUUGGCGGCGUUGAUGUGUCCAUCCGGGGGGAGGUGUGGCCCUUCCUGCUGCGUUAUUACAGCCCCGAGUCCACGUCGGAGGAGCGGGAGGCGCUGCGGCUGCGGAAGCGGAAGGAGUACGCCGACAUCCAGCAGAAGAGGCUCUGCAUGACCCCUGAGGAGCAGCGGGCCUUCUGGCGCAGCGUGCAGUUCACCGUGGACAAGGACGUGGUGCGCACGGACCGGAGCAACCAGUUCUUCCGGGGCGAAGGCAACCCCAACGUGGAGAGCAUGAGGCGGAUCCUGCUGAACUACGCUGUGUACAACCCGGCCGCCGGCUACUCCCAGGGCAUGUCGGACCUGGUGGCGCCCAUCCUGGCCGAGGUCCUGGACGAGGCCGACACCUUCUGGUGCUUUGUGGGUCUGAUGCAGAACACCAUCUUUGUCAGCUCCCCGCGGGACGAGGACAUGGAGAAGCAGCUGCUGUACCUGCGGGAGCUGCUGCGGCUGACGCACCCGCACUUCUACCAGCACCUGGUGUCCCUGGGCGAGGACGGCCUGCACAUGCUCUUCUGCCACCGCUGGCUGCUGCUGUGCUUCAAGCGGGAGUUCCCCGAGGCUGAGGCCCUGCGCAUCUGGGAGGCCUGCUGGGCCCACUACCAGACGGACUACUUCCACCUCUUCGUGUGCGUGGCCAUCGUGGCCAUCUACGGGGACGACGUGGUGGAGCAGCAGCUGGCCACAGACCAGAUGCUCCUGCACUUUGGGAACCUGGCCAUGCACAUGAACGGGGAGCUCGUGCUCAGGAAGGCACGGAGUCUGCUGUACCAGUUCCGCCUCCUGCCCCGCAUCCCCUGUGGCCUGCACGACCUGUGCCGCCGGUGCGGGCCGGGCAUGUGGGACAGCGGCUCCAUCCCCGCGGUGGAGUGCACGGGCCACCACCCCGGGGCCCAGGGCUGCCCCUACGGGGGUGCGGCGGAGCUGCCCUCGCCCAAGCCCCCCAGAGAAGGCAAGAAGGGCCCAAGGACGCCUCGAGAAGGUUUCGGGUUCCGCAGAUAGGCUGGGCCCCCAGCUGGUCGG
Messenger RNA from Talpa occidentalis (Iberian mole), 2830 nucleotides. It is a transcript of the gene TBC1D16, whose product is annotated as TBC1 domain family member 16. Gene Ontology annotation, biological process: activation of GTPase activity. The record is from RefSeq and is a predicted model, not a curated record. Gene Ontology annotation, cellular component: early endosome. Gene Ontology annotation, molecular function: GTPase activator activity. Lineage: Eukaryota; Metazoa; Chordata; Mammalia; Eulipotyphla; Talpidae. Bases 476 to 2809 code for a protein of 777 amino acids. The transcript has 12 exons.